CAAAAAGGCAGCUCUCAUUUUGGUGUUCUUGCGCCGCAGUGCUGGGGCAAGCUCUGCACACAGUUCCAAGAAGGCGGCUUUGCAUAUGUGAAAGUUCUGUAGCCACUGCUCGUCAUCCCAGACCUGCACAACAAUACGAUCCCACCAGCAAGUGCUUGUUUCCCAAGCCCAAAAGCAACUGUUCACCAUGUGCAGUUGCUCCAUGAAUGCAAAAAAUAAUCUGGAAUUGUUUCAUUCCAUAGCACGCAGAAGGGCAGGCACCAUGGAUUCCUGUUCAGAUUCAAAGCUCAUGAGAUACUGCAUGAUCAGCCGUGUUGUGUUCAUAACACUGACCACAAGAGUAGAGAACAGCGCAGGAUCCAUGCUUUCAGGCACAGAUGGCAGAUUUCUGGUACGAAGAAGUUUCACACUUAGAAUUGUCAUCUCUGCUAACAAAGACAAGUCAAGUGACUUCUUACUGUGAGAACAACACAAACCCAAACCCAAAAUUGCUUGUGGAGUCAGGUGGGCUUCGUCUGCCUGGAGGAUUCACAAAUGCAGGCUCCAGUGGACCAAGGCAGGCAGUGAGGUGUAAUGUAGAGGACUGCAAAUGGAGAAUACCCUGCCCGCAGCUCUCUCUGAUCUGCAGCAAGAGAGUUUCAGCUUGAGCACGUCACCUGAUCACAACUGGAGUAAUGCGGCAGAGAGAAGAUGCAGUGUGUCAAUCUGCUGAAUGCAGAAUACACCUUUCCAAUUUGAAUGAUGACUUCUUGAUCACUAAAGGCAGUAUUUUAACAAAACCCUUACAAAAUAAAUCAGCAUGCAUCUGUAGAGUGAAGCUAUCUUUCCAGAAAAAAAGUUAUUUAAAUAAGCAUCUGAACUGCACACCACAUGCACAGAUUAGGAAAAGAAGAUUUUCUAUUCUCAAUCUGCACAGCAAGAAUGUACUGGAAAAAACAGUAGAAAGCAACAAUGAAAUAAAGGAUUGUUAUCUAGUGAAUUAUCUUCUCAUCCUCACACAAUCCAGCUCAAGCAGUACCUGCAGGUUUGUCAGCUUCUUCCAUUCACAAGUUGAGAUAUUCAUUUCCUGGCCUGGAGUAAUGCAACAUAGUAUUUGUACACCUCAUAGCCUUUGAGGUAUUAAUAUGACAACCAGCAGCCACACGUGUCCAGUACCAACAGUGAAUGGACAUAUGAAUCACUAUCCAACAGCCCCAUAUCCAUUACUUUUUCCUCCAGUCAUUGGUGGACUUUCACUUCCUUCCCUUCAUGGACUCCAGGGUAACCCACCAACAAGUGGAUGCAGCACCCCAUCACCUGCAAUGAGAACAGGCUGCUUAGGAAAAGAGAAAUCUAAGACCAGCACUCAAGCCAUUGAAACUCAGAGUACCAGUUCUGAAGAACUUGUCCCAAGCCCACCUUCUCCACUUCCUCCUCCUCGUGUUUACAAGCCCUGUUUUGUCUGUCAGGACAAGUCAUCUGGAUAUCAUUAUGGCGUCAGUGCCUGUGAGGGAUGUAAGGGGUUUUUCCGCAGAAGUAUUCAGAAGAACAUGGUUUACACGUGUCACAGAGAUAAAAACUGUGUUAUUAAUAAAGUCACUAGAAAUCGCUGCCAGUACUGCAGACUACAGAAGUGCUUUGAAGUGGGAAUGUCCAAAGAAUGGAUCAGCAAGUGGGAGCUGCGAUCGGCCGAACCUGCAGACGCUGCAGCUGUCAGAAAUGACAGGAACAAAAAGAAGAAAGAGCCUUCAAAGCAAGAGUUUACUGAAAACUAUGAAAUGACUGCAGAGUUGGAUGAUCUCACUGAGAAAAUUCGAAAAGCUCACCAGGAAACCUUCCCCUCUCUCUGCCAGCUGGGGAAAUACACUACGAACUCUAGCGCAGACCAUCGGGUUCGACUGGACCUUGGGCUUUGGGACAAAUUCAGUGAACUUGCUACAAAGUGCAUUAUUAAAAUAGUGGAAUUUGCAAAACGAUUGCCUGGCUUUACAAGUUUGACCAUUGCAGACCAGAUCACUCUGCUUAAAGCAGCCUGCCUGGACAUCUUGAUCCUUAGAAUUUGCACAAGAUACACACCAGAGCAAGACACUAUGACAUUUUCAGAUGGCCUUACCCUAAACCGAACUCAGAUGCACAAUGCUGGAUUUGGUCCGCUAACUGACCUUGUGUUCACAUUUGCCAACCAACUCCUGCCUUUGGAAAUGGAUGACACAGAAACGGGCCUACUUAGUGCCAUCUGCUUAAUUUGUGGAGACCGCCAGGACCUUGAAGAACCAGCAAAAGUGGAUAAGCUACAGGAGCCAUUGCUGGAAGCACUGAAAAUUUAUAUCAGAAAGAGACGACCCAACAAGCCUCACAUGUUUCCAAAGAUCUUAAUGAAAAUCACAGAUCUUCGCAGUAUCAGUGCAAAAGGUGCAGAACGUGUCAUUACAUUGAAAAUGGAAAUCCCUGGAUCAAUGCCACCACUUAUUCAGGAGAUGUUGGAGAACUCUGAGGGACAUGAACCACUGACACCAAGCUCCAGUGGAAAUACAGCAGAGCACAGUCCUAGCAUCUCACCCCGCUCAGUGGAUAACAGCAGUGUCAGUCAAUCACCACUUUUGCAAUAAGACAUUUUACAGCUACUUUAGACAUUCCUAAUACCUUACGUACAGGGAUGAAAAAAGCAAGAAAAACAUUUUUACUGCUGCUUAGUUUCUGGACUUAAUAUAUAUAUAUAUAUAUUAUUAAAACUCAAAAAGGACCAAGACGUUUUCAUAUGUAUCAGUAUAUUACUCCUUGCUGUUUAAAUUCUUAAAACUAGAAAAUGUUUGAAACUCUAAAUCAGCCAUUUCAAUCAGCAACAAGAAACUAGUUGAGCUUCUAUUUUCUCUUCUGAACAACCAAGACUGUAUGGUGACAAGACCAAUCUCAAACUUUAAAUUCUGGUUACAUUUCUGACGACUUUGUACAUACAAAUGUAUGGCUCUACUCUCUAUACUGGAUGUUUGGUGCUUUCCUUUUUUGUCUUGCAUAUCUAAAAGGAUCAGGACAGCAAGUUUAUAAAAACUGGACUACUUGUACAUGUCCAGAUAGGAACAUUUAAAAAGACAUUCUGAUUUAGUUAGUAUGAAAAUGUGUCAUUUUUGAUACCUCAGUUUGCAUCUCUUAUUCCAUCUCCUUCCCCAUAAAAGUAUUCAAAAAAUCUGCACUAGCAGAAGGAACUUCUGUAUCAGUGUAACUACCCAAUCAGUUAUUCAGAUGUUAUUUGUUCUACUGUUAAUCUCACUUUAAAUUUUAAAAAGUGGUUUAUUACUUGGCUGAUGACAUAUCUACACAUUUUUUUAAAAAACUACAUUUUUUUUCAGUGAUAGCCUCCAAGGCAGAAACACUUUUCAGUGUUACCAUGUUUUUGUUUACUUGUUCACAAGCCAUUAGGGAAACUUCAUGGGAUAACCAACAGGCUUAUUCACUACUUUUUGAACUGGUGAGUCUAGUUUAUUUCUUUAAGAAACUGGGCCAGGAGUUUGGCUUUCCCAGCAGGCUACCACUAGGACUUCCAAAAUACAUGGGGGAGAGAAUCUGGCUUCUUGACCUUGUUAAAUCACCAUGAAUCAGAGUGAAAACAGUGGUAAACUGAUUAAAAAAGUGUCAGUUUCUUAGGUUUCAUUUAAAGCACUAGUGGAUUUUUUUUUUAUAUAUAUAUAUAUAAAUAUAUUCUAGCAAGUCUGUGAUGUACUUUCACUGGCUCUGUUUGUACAUUGAGAUUGUUUAACAAUGCUUUCUAUGUUCAUAUACUGUUUACCUUUUUCCAUGGAGUCUCCU
This is a messenger RNA of Mauremys reevesii (Reeves's turtle), 3783 nucleotides long. RefSeq names its product retinoic acid receptor beta (gene RARB). Gene Ontology annotation, molecular function: nuclear glucocorticoid receptor binding; zinc ion binding; nuclear receptor activity. Lineage: Eukaryota; Metazoa; Chordata; Testudines; Geoemydidae. The transcript has 14 exons. Gene Ontology annotation, cellular component: nucleus; transcription regulator complex. The record is from RefSeq and is a predicted model, not a curated record. Gene Ontology annotation, biological process: cellular response to corticotropin-releasing hormone stimulus; regulation of transcription by RNA polymerase II; retinoic acid receptor signaling pathway. The coding region runs from base 1125 to 2588 and encodes 487 amino acids.